Ziziphus jujuba (common jujube) is the source of this 2303-nucleotide messenger RNA. RefSeq lists its product as uncharacterized. Lineage: Eukaryota; Viridiplantae; Streptophyta; Magnoliopsida; Rosales; Rhamnaceae. Bases 786 to 1871 code for a protein of 361 amino acids. The record is from RefSeq and is a predicted model, not a curated record. The transcript is spliced from 15 exons.
AAAAAACUAAACAAAACAGGGUCUUGACAAAAGCCUGGGACUCAGAUUUUACUUCUUUAGGAUGCCAUUUUUAAUUUACAAGGUUCAUUUUUUGUUUCAUAAGUUUGAAUUAUUCAAUACUCAAUUGUUAAGCUAAUGGAUUUUUCAGAAAGUAUUAAAAAUUUUAUUGAGAAUUUUGAUCCUCUGUUCUUGAUGGCCAAGAAAUCUGACAAAGCUGGUUGAAUACUAUACCAUAUGAUAUGUUGGCAUAUUGCAGUUUUUUGUUACUUUGGCUCAGUUUUCCUUUUCAUGAACUAGGACAGAAACAAUGGGAAGGGUUUAUUAAUGGGAAAAUCUUAUGAGUGUCGGAAAUAGUGAAUCAUUGUCUUUUCUCUCUUAUCAGUACUAGCGAACUCAAAUCGAAUUAUUGUUCUUCCUUAUGUUACCAUUGAAGUGGCCUAAAUUAUUUCACCAAGAUUGUGGAUAUUCUCUUGUUUGCUGUUCUCAAUACGCUGCCAAGUUUGCCGUUUGGUUGAUCAGAAAUUGUAUCUAAAUGAAUUCUUUACUGCUGCCAAGAUGUAUUCUUUGAACCCAUAUGAAUACGUCAACACCAGCUAGUGCACAAAAGGAGUACAUGGCUCACAGCUAAUACAUGAUUGAAUCGUGCUUCUGCAGCGUCAGAUUCCAAGAAUAGAUCGUGUUUGUGUAGUCUCUUGAUCUUAGCUUCUUUAAUUUGUGGUGCUUACUUCAUUGGUGCUGCAUUCACCGAGAAGGAAUACCAAGAAAGAUUAACAAGAUGGCCACUGAUGUCUAGUGCGCGGAAUAAUAAAACUAAUAUAUGCCAGAAUCAAUGUUGGCCUUUGGGAACUGCAGCAUUACCAAAAGGAAUUGUUGCCAAUAAAACUAAUAAAUGCCAGAAUCAAUGUUGGCCUUUGGGAACUGCAGCAUUACCAAAGGGAAUUGUUGCCAAAACAUCAAACUUGGAAAUGCAGCCUUUAUGGGGAUCUACUGUGAAAAAUAAAAGUUCAAAGUCUUCUAAGAGCUUGCUGGCCAUUGCCGCGGGAAUUAAACAGAAAGAAGUAGUGAACCAAAUUGUUAAGAAGUUUUCAUCAAGUGAUUUUGUUGUGAUGCUUUUUCAUUAUGAUGGUCACAUGGAUGAAUGGAGGGACCUAGCAUGGAGUGAUCGUGCCAUACAUGUGUCUGCAGUGAAUCAAACAAAAUGGUGGUUUGCCAAGCGUUUCUUGCAUCCAGAUAUAGUUGCUGAAUAUGAUUAUAUAUUUCUUUGGGAUGAGGACCUUGGAGUUGAGAAUUUUGAUCCGAAAAGAUAUUUGUCUAUUGUUCGAGAUGAGGGACUUGAAAUAUCACAGCCAGCACUUGAUCCUGCUAAGUCAGUCGUGUAUCAUCAAAUUACUGCGCGCCUGAGGGGAUCAAGAGUUCACAGAAGGAUUUACAAGUUGAAAGGCAAGGGAAGGUGUGAUAAUCAUAGCUCUUCUCCUCCGUGCGUAGGUUGGGUGGAAAUUAUGGCACCUGUAUUUUCAAGGGCAGCUUGGCGAUGUGUAUGGUAUAUGAUCCAGAACGACUUGAUUCAUGCAUGGGGCCUGGAUAUGCUGCUUGGUUAUUGUUCACAAGGUAAUCGGACAAAAACUAUAGGUGUGGUCGAUGCUGAAUAUGUAGCACAUCUGGCUCUUCCUACACUCGGUGCAUCAGAUGGAAAAAAAGCAAGUACCCCAGAACCAUCCGUUCCCAAAAAAGAUGGCAACAAUAGAAUAAAGGUGAGGAUGCAAUCCUUCAUUGAAAUGGGUAUCUUCAAGGAAAGAUGGAACAAUGCUGUAAAAGCCGACAGUUGUUGGGUUGAUCCAUAUCGUUCAAUGGCAAACCAAAGUAGUCAGUAAUUCUAUGCAUACAAAGAGUGGUGGUCAUUUUCAUACACAAACAGCAAAUACAGGUAAAGAUCAUUAUACAUACAAUUUUAUGGUGAAGCGAAUCUUCGGCAACUGAUGACAAAUACCUCAAGCCUCUGCCUAUGUAUAGUGAAUGCGUAAAUAUUAUUUUUACAUCAGACAGGAAGGAACAAUCAUCUUUCCUGUUGUGGUUGUAUCCAUUCUUUGUAAGUUAUACAGAUAGGGUUUUUCUUUCUUCGUUAUAUAGAUAGGUUUUUUCUUUCUUUCUUAUUAUUUUUUAUUUUUUAUUUUUCAAAAAUGGGAAAACCAAUUUAUCUGGAAAUUUUGCUUUCGACUAAUAAUAAUUACCUUUUGGUAAAUUAAUUCAUGUUACCAUGUAAAGGGGUUUAUCAGUCAGAAAAUAUUGCAGUUUCUUUUUGUUUU